UGUUGUCGAGCUGUUGUACGUGUCUCUCUGUCUCAGAGUACAUGCAGUAAAAUGGCAGAAGCCAGUAUUUCAGUGGCUCAUGAGCAGUUCUGCUGCUCUAUCUGUCUGGAUCUCCUGAAGGAUCCAGUGACCAUUCCCUGUGGACACAGUUACUGUAUGAACUGUAUUACAGACUGCUGGAAUCAGGAUGAUCUGAAGGGAGUCUACAGCUGCCCUUGGUGCAGACAAACCUUCACCACAAGACCUGUGUUAUUUAAAAGUACUAUUGUGGCUGAAAUGGUGGAGAAACUGAAGAAGACGAAACUCCAAACUGCUGUUUCUGCUCACUGUUACGCUGGAGCUGGAGAUGUGGAGUGUGACGUCUGUUCUGGAAGAAAACACAAAGCUGUCAAGUCCUGUCUGGAGUGUCUGAACUCUUACUGUCAAGAUCAUCUUGAACAACAUGAGAAUCUCUUUCGAAAUAAGAGACACAGUCUGAUGGAUGCUACCGGACGACUCCAGGAGAUGAUCUGCGGUCAACACAAUAAGCUUCUGGAGGUGUUUUGUCGCACUGAUCAGAAGUGUAUCUGCAUGUUGUGCACCAUUGAUGACCACAAAAACCACAACACUGUAUCAGCUGCUGCCGAGAGGACUAAGAAACAGAGUCACUUGGAGGAGACACAGAAGAAAUCCCAACAGAGAAUCCAGGAGAGCGAGAAAAAGAUGGAGGAGUUGAGAAGAGCUGUGGAGUCUCACAAGCGCUCUGCACAGACAGCAGUGGAGGACAGUGAGAGGAUCUUUACUGAACUCAUGCGCUCCAUUGAGAGAAGACGCUCUGAGGUGACACAGCUGAUCAGAGAUCAGGAAAAGGCUGCAGUGAGUCGAGCUGAAGGACUCUUGGAGCGACUGGAGCAGGAGAUUGCUGAUCUGAGGAGGAGAGACACUGAGCUGGAGCAGCUUUCACACACACAUGAUCACAUCCAGUUCUUGCAGAGUUUUCAGUCUUUCUCUGCAGGAUCUCCAGUCUUACCCAACAUCACUGUCAGUUCUCUUCUGACUUUUGAUGAGGUGAUCAAAUCUGUCUCUCAACUCAAACAACAACUGGAGGAUUUCUGUGGAGAACACAUGGAAAAGAUAUCUGAGAGAGUAACAUACACUGAAAUGAUCACUGAUGAACCCAAGACCAGGAACGAACUCCUACAAUACUGCUGGAAUAAGGAUGAUCUGAAGGGAGUCUACAGCUGCCCUUGGUGCAGACAAACCUUCACCACAAGACCUGCUUUAGGGAAGAAUGUGGUGUUUGCUGAAAUGGUGGAGAAACUGAAGAAGACGAAACUCCAAACUGCUGUUUCUGCUCACUGUUAUGCUGGAGCUGGAGAUGUGGAGUGUGACGUCUGUACUGGAAGAAAACACAAAGCUGUCAAGUCCUGUCUGGAGUGUCUGAACUCUUACUGUCAAGAUCAUCUUGAACAACAUGAGAAUUUCUUUCGAAAUAAGAGACACAGUCUGAUGGAUGCUACCGGACGACUCCAGGAGAUGAUCUGUGGUCAACACAAUAAGCUUCUGGAGGUGUUUUGUCGCACUGAUCAGAAGUGUAUCUGCAUGUUGUGCACCAUUGAUGACCACAAAAACCACGACACUGUAUCAGCUUCUGUCGAGAGGACUAAAAAACAGAGUCACUUGGAGGAGACACAGAAGAAAUCCCAACAGAGAAUCCAGGAGAGCGAGAAAAAGAUGGAGGAGUUGAGAAGAGCUGUGGAGUCUCACAAGCGCUCUGCACAGACAGCAGUGGAGGACAGUGAGAGGAUCUUUACUGAACUGAUGCGCUCCAUUGAGAGAAGACGCUCUGAGGUGACACAGCUGAUCAGAGAUCAGGAAAAGGCUGCAGUGAGUCGAGCUGAAGGACUCUUGGAGCGACUGGAGCAGGAGAUUGCUAAUCUGAGGAGGAGAGACACUGAGCUGGAGCUGCUUUCACACACACAUGAUCACAUCCAGUUCUUGCAGAGUUUUCAGUCUUUCUCUGCAGGAUCUCCAGUCUUACCCAACAUCACUGUCAGUUCUCUUCUGACUUUUGAUGAGGUGAUCAAAUCUGUCUCUCAACUCAAACAACAACUGGAGGAUUUCUGUGGAGAACACAUGGAAAAGAUAUCUGAGAGAGUUACAGACAUUGAAAUUGCCACUGAUGAACCCAAGACCAGGAAUGAAUUCCUACAAUAUUCCUGUCAGCUCACAGUGGAUCUAAACGCAGUGAAUAAACAUCUCCGUCUGUCUGAAGAGAACAGAGUGAUUACUUACACUGACACACUCCAGCAGUAUCCUGAUCAUCCAGAUAGAUUUGAUUUUUAUCCUCAGGUGUUGUGUAGAGAGAGUGUGUGUGGACGCUGUUACUGGGAGAUCGAGUGGAGUGGGAGUUUUGGUGUGUUUAUUUCAGUGUCAUUUAAGAGCAUCAGCAGGAAGGGAUAUAGUGGUAAGUGUGGAUUUGGACGAAAUGAACAGUCCUGGAGUUUGUUCUGCAAUAACUCCAGUUACUCAUUGAGGCACAAUAACAUAAAGACUGAUCUCUCUGUCCCCUCCAGCUGUUGUAGAAUAGGAGUGUAUGUGGAUCACAGUGCAGGAACUCUGUCCUUCUACAGCGUCUCUGACACACUGACCCUCAUCCACAGACUCCACACCACAUUCACUCAACCUCUAUAUCCUGGGUUUUUAGUUAAUCAGGGAUCAACAGUAAAACUGAGUAAAGUAACAUAAUAGAUAAUACAGAGAUUCUACAAAUAAUGCUGUCAUAUCACAGGUGUGAGCAGAAUUAUAAAUCACUAUAAUGGCAAUGAGUGAGUCUCUUUCACUCAUUGAUUCAUUUUGUAUAGUUAAUGGCAUCUAGUCAAGACCACACAAAAUUUGCUCCCACAGAUUUCUGCAAAGUUUUAACACCUGUCAUUAAAUUCUUACCACUCCAAAUCCCCUGGCUCUUUAGUGUGUAUUUUUAACAACUAUUUUGGCUAAUUUGUCAGUGCUUUCAGCAACCAAUAAGAGUGUA
This is a messenger RNA of Xyrauchen texanus (razorback sucker), 3013 nucleotides long. RefSeq names its product tripartite motif-containing protein 16-like. NCBI's taxonomy places the organism in Eukaryota, Metazoa, Chordata, Actinopteri, Cypriniformes, Catostomidae. The record is from RefSeq and is a predicted model, not a curated record. The transcript is spliced from 12 exons. Bases 52 to 2727 code for a protein of 891 amino acids. Gene Ontology annotation, molecular function: protein binding; zinc ion binding.